Neolamprologus brichardi is the source of this 2643-nucleotide messenger RNA. NCBI's taxonomy places the organism in Eukaryota, Metazoa, Chordata, Actinopteri, Cichliformes, Cichlidae. The record is from RefSeq and is a predicted model, not a curated record.
AUGAAGACAGCUCUGCAACACACCGACAGACCAUCAGAUGGUGGAAAGAUCAUGGAGUCCCUACAGGACAACAACACCCAACUAAAUAUCGCCAUCACAGGAGAAUCUGGUUCUGGACUCACAGGAUUAAGCAUCAAGACUCCGCAGGUCUUCCUGGUGUCCAGCUUUCAGCUCCACCAGUAUGACUUCCCCCUCUUACACAAAGCCUUAGAGAGCGGCCUUCCUGAAGUCAAGAGAGACGCUCUGCUGUUGGCCACGCCCAGUAUCAGCCGCGAGAUCAUCAACAAGAAGAAAGAAGCUUUCAAGGCAUCAGAGACAAGCACAGACAAGCAAUUUGAAAUUGAAACUGUGAGAGAAGAAAUUAAAGAAGCUCUGCUGAACAAUGACAAAUCGCUGGCUAUCACAAAGAUCAAGGAGUUACUGGACAAGGAGAAGAACACUCCACUGAAUAUCGCCAUCACAGGAGAAUCCGGCUCUGGGAAAUCCACCUUUGUUAACGCCUUCAGGGGCAUGGACAACAGAGAGGAGGGAGCCGCCCUGACCGGUGUUACAGAAACCACCUCAGAGGUCACAGCGUACCCCCAUCCAAACUAUCCCAAGGUUACUUUAUGGGAUCUCCCUGGAAUCGGCACCACCAAGUUCCCAGCUGAUAAAUAUUUGGAGUGUGUUGGAUUUGAGAAGUUUGACUUCUUCAUCAUCGUCUCAGCUGAUCGCUUCAGAGAAAAUGACGUGAAACUCGCUCAGGAGAUUCAGAGGAUGGAGAAGAAGUUCUACUUUGUUCGCUCAAAGAUCGACAACGAUUUACGGGCCGAGAGAAGAAAGAGAACCUUCAGUGAAGAGGAGACUCUUAGGAAAAUGAGGGAAAACUGCAUUCAAGGACUCAGAGAUUUAGGCGUCGAGUCUCCGCAGGUGUUCCUGGUGUCCAGCUUUGAGCUCCACCUGUACGACUUCUCUCUCUUACAUGAGACCUUAGACAGAGACCUUCCUGCACACAAAAGACAUGCUCUGCUGCGCGCCAUGCCCAACAUCAGCCUGGAGAUCAUCGACAAGAAGAAAAAAACUUUCAAGCGUCGAUUGUAUUGGUUGUCCGCUCUGUCUGCAGCUGUAGCUGCUGUUCCAGUUCCUGGGCUUUCUAUUGCUGUUGACAUAGCGGUGCUAGUUGGUGCUGUCACAGAUUACGUCUUUGGGUUUGGUCUUGAUAUCAAGUCUCUGCAGAGACUGUCUGCCAGCACAGGCGUGCCAUACGCCGAUCUGCGUGCCGUUAUCGUUUCUCCGCUGGCUGCGGUGAAAAUAUCAAAAGAGCUCCUCCUGAAGGUGUUGAGCCAAAUUGCAGGAGCAGCUACAUUUAUGGCACUGGAGGAAGUUUCCAGAUUCAUUCCAAUAGUUGGAAUCCCGCUGGCAAUGGUGUUCUCUUUUACCACAACUUACAGACUUCUGAAUUUCAUCCUCAACCAGCUCGCUGAAGACGCCCAGAAGGUGUUUCUCCAUCCAUCACCAGACUCACUGUUGGGUACAGCUCUUAUCAUCACUCCAACAGCACGCAGGAUCAGCAUGGAGGACCCAGAUGACUUAUAUAUGGAAGACAUUCCUGGAGUUAAAGAAGCCCUGCAGAACAACGACACUGCUGCAGCAGCUGCAAAGAUUGAAGAAAAUUUAAAACAACAAAAUAAUAUCCCACUAAAUAUCGGCAUCACAGGAGAAGCUGGCUCAGGGAAAUCCACCUUUGUUAACGCCUUCAGAGGACUAUGUGAUGAUGAGGAGGGAGCUGCUCCUACUGGUGUUACAGAAACCACCUCAGAGGUCACACCGUACCCCCAUCCAAACUAUCCCAAUGUUAUGUUGUGGGAUCUUCCUGGGAUCGGCACCAUCAAGUUUCCAGCUGAUAAGUACCUGAAGCUUGUUGGAUUUGAGAAGUUUGACUUCUUCAUCAUCAUCUCAGCCACUCGCUUCACGGAAAAUGACGUGAAACUGGCUCAGGAGAUUCAAAAGAUGAAGAAAAAGUUCUACUUUGUUCACUCAAAAAUUGACAACGAUAUAAAUGCUGAGAGAAGAAAGAGAGACUUCAGUGAAGAGAGAACUCUCAAAGUAAUCAGAGACGACUGCGUUCACAGACUCAGAGGAUUAGGCUUCGAGUCUCCGCAGGUCUUCCUGGUGUCCAGCUUUGAGCUCCACCUGUACGACUUCUCUCUCUUACAUAAGACCUUAGAGAGAGACCUUCCUUCAAACAAAAGAGAUGCUCUUCUGUUCGUCAUGCCCAACAUCAACCCAGAGAUCAUCAGGAAGAAGAAAAAAGCUUUCAAGCGUCAAUUAUAUUGGUUGGCCACUCUGUCUGCAGCUGGAGCAGCUGUUCCACUUCCUGGUCUUUCUAUUGCUGUUGACCUUGCUUUGCUGGUUGGUGCUGUCACACAUUAUGUUUUUGCGUUUGGUCUCGAUGUCCCGUCUCUGCAGAGACUUUCUGCCAGAACAGGUGUGCCCUACGCUGAUCUACGUGCUGUCAUCAUUUCACCACUGGCUGCAGCAGAAAUAACUAAAGAGCUCCUCUUGAAGGUCAUGACCCAAGUGGGACGCACAGCUGCAUUAAUUGCAGCAGAGGAAGCAUCCAGAUUUAUUCCGUUUAUUGGAAUCCCAUUAGCCAUGGGUCUC